AUGGCGUUGUAUCUCGAGAAUGCCUAUAGCCUGGUGCACCAGGAUAAUUCUGCCGACCAGCCGACGCUUCAGGAGCUGAAGACUCAAUUAGAAAAGGGAACAGACGAGUCGAAAAUGGACACUAUGCGGAGAAUUCUGACAAUUAUGCUGAACGGCGAUCCAAUGCCCCAACUACUCAUGCACAUUAUUCGAUUCGUCAUGCCUUCGAAAUGCAAGCCUCUGAAAAAGCUACUUUACUUCUAUUACGAGAUCUGCCCAAAAUUAGAUGCUAGCGGGAAGCUGAAGCAGGAAAUGAUAUUGGUCUGCAAUGGCAUUCGAAACGACCUCCAACAUCCCAACGAAUACAUUCGAGGGAAUACCCUCCGAUUUCUAUGUAAAUUACGAGAACCCGAGCUCUUAGAGCCACUGCUUUCCUCAGCUCGUUUGUGCUUAGACUACCGACAUGCGUAUGUGCGAAAGAGUGCCGUUUGGGCCAUUGCAUCCAUAUUCCAGCACUCCGAAACCCUUAUUCCAGAUGCUCCGGACCUUUUAUUUUCUUUUCUCGAGGAAGAAGCCGAUCGCACCUGCAAACGUAACGCUUUCGCUGCGUUGCUCAGUAUUAGCCAUCAAAAAGCCCUUGAGUACCUUAACCGGACAUUGGACGGUUUUCCACACACCGAUGAACUGCUUCAAUUGGCCGGGCUUGAAUUUAUCAGAAAGGAUGCUCUUCAAAAUUCUCAAAAUAAGGCAAUAGUAUAUGAAGCUGCCACGUCGUUAACAGCUCUGACCUCGAACCCUGUUGCAGUCAAAGCGGCCGCCGCCAAAUUAAUCGAACUGAGCAUCAGAGAGCCUGAUAACAAUGUCAAACUGAUCGUUCUAGAUAGAGUAGAUCAACUCCGUGUUCGAAAUGAAGGCGUAUUGGAGGAUCUUACCAUGGAAAUCUUGCGCGUCUUGUCCAGUCCCGAUAUCGAUGUACGACGGAAAGCUUUAGGUAUCGCCCUUGAGAUGAUAUCAAGCAAAAAUGUCGAAGAAAUUGUUUUACUUUUGAAGAAAGAACUCUCAAAGACUGUCGAUGAACAAUACGAGAAGAAUAAUGAAUACCGACAGCUGCUCAUCCAAUCAAUACAUCAAUGCGCCAUCAAAUUUUCAGAGAUUGCCGCGAGUGUCGUUGAUCUCCUCAUGGAUUUUAUUGCAGAUCUUAACAACAAUUCUGCUAUUGGGGUCAUUACAUUUGUCAAGGAAGUCGUGGAGAAAUUCCCAAAUCUACGACAGUCGAUCCUAGAACGCUUAGUCUCCACACUAAGAGAAGUUCGGACUGGGAGAGUCUAUCGUGGUGUUCUCUGGGUUAUCGGUGAAUACUCCCUUGAGCAGAACGAUAUUCGAGAAGCUUGGAAACAUAUCAGAGCUAGUUUAGGGGAAAUUCCAAUAUUAGCAUCUGAACAGAGGUUGUUGGAUGAAGAUCUUGAUGAAGCUGCACUGGGAAAUGAACAGAUCAAUGGCUACUCGAAGCCAUCAACAGCACCCAAAGUUUUAGCAGAUGGUACUUAUGCACAAGAAACAGCUCUAACCAGCCAAUCUGCAGCAGCCACUAAGCUAGAAGCUGUGAAGGCUGCACACAAACCCCCUCUUCGUCAACUUAUUCUUGAUGGCGACUAUUUUCUAGCCACAGUACUUUCAUCCACCUUAACUAAGCUUGUUAUGCGCCACUCAGAUGUUUCACAAGACACUUCUCGUACUAAUGCUCUUCAGGCUGAAGCUAUGCUGAUUAUGAUCUCUAUUCUUCAAGUUGGUCAAUCACAAUUUGUCAAAGCUCAUAUUGAUGAAGACUCAGUUGACCGUAUCAUGUCCUGUGUCCAAUCACUAGCAGAAUUCACCAAAGAAAAGGAACUUGAAGUUAUGUUCUUAGAAGACACCCGGCAAGCUUUCCGUGCAAUGGUUCAGGUGGAAGAAAGAAAGAGAGAAGCAAAAGAAGCUGUAGAGAAAGCGAAAGCUGCUGUACAAGUAGACAGCAUGAUACCCAUCAGACAAUUUGCCAGAAAGUCAGCAGGAGAUGAUGGUGAUGAAAUGGAACUUGAUUUGGCAAAAGCUACAGGGGGAGAUUCAGCCUUAGAAGAUAUCUCCUCAAAACUAAGCACAGUCAUCCAGCUUACCGGCUAUUCAGAUUCAGUAUACGCGGAGGCUUAUGUCAAUGUCCAUCAGUUUGAUAUCAUCCUUGAUGUAUUAUUAGUGAAUCAGACUAUGGACACCCUACAAAACCUCUCAGUGGAAUUUGCAACCCUUGGAGACUUGAAGGUUGUGGAGCGACCUACUACGCAAAAUCUUGGUCCCCAUGAUUUUCUCAAUGUGCAGGCCACCAUCAAAGUGUCCUCAACGGACACCGGCGUCAUUUUUGGCAACAUUGUGUAUGACGGAUCUAGCUCGAUGGAGUCGCACGUUGUCAUUCUUAACGAUAUCAAAGCAGAUGUUAUGGAUUAUAUCCAACCUGCCCAUUGCACUGAGAUCCAGUUCCGGUCUAUGUGGACUGAAUUUGAGUGGGAGAACAAGGUAGAUCUCCUUUCAAAAGGCAGGAAUUUACUAGACUUCCUACAGCAGAUUAUGAAACGCACUAAUAUGAGCUGCCUAACGCCGGAAGCUUCGCUCGAAGGCGAUUGCCAGUUCUUGAGUGCAAACUUGUAUGCAAAGAGCAUUUUUGGCGAGGAUGCUCUUGCAAAUGUAAGUAUUGAAAAACAGGGUGAAGAUGGCCCUAUUACUGGAUUUGUGAGGAUACGGAGCCGUUCUCAAGGCCUAGCGCUAAGUUUGGGCUCCUUGCAGGGGUUGAAGGCAAAUGCGUAG
Ophidiomyces ophidiicola is the source of this 2811-nucleotide messenger RNA. RefSeq names its product coatomer subunit beta (gene SEC26). NCBI's taxonomy places the organism in Eukaryota, Fungi, Ascomycota, Eurotiomycetes, Onygenales, Onygenaceae. The record is from RefSeq and is a predicted model, not a curated record. Gene Ontology annotation, biological process: intra-Golgi vesicle-mediated transport; intracellular protein transport; endoplasmic reticulum to Golgi vesicle-mediated transport. The transcript has 5 exons. Gene Ontology annotation, cellular component: COPI vesicle coat; cytoplasm. The coding region runs from base 1 to 2811 and encodes 936 amino acids. Gene Ontology annotation, molecular function: structural molecule activity.